Molecule: messenger RNA, 8472 nt
Organism: Salvelinus namaycush (lake trout)
Lineage: Eukaryota; Metazoa; Chordata; Actinopteri; Salmoniformes; Salmonidae
Product: desmoplakin-like
Exons: 26
Coding region: 1-8190 (2729 amino acids)
Biological process (GO): wound healing; skin development; cell-cell adhesion
Cellular component (GO): cytoskeleton; intermediate filament; plasma membrane
Molecular function (GO): structural molecule activity
Source: RefSeq, a predicted model, not a curated record
AUGAGUCUACACACGUCCCAGAGAAACCGCAAAUCCGGUUCUAGGCCCGACCUGAGUGGGGGAACUCAACACUAUGACCGGAGUGAAGUGCACGGUGGUAAUGGAUACGGACAGGAGUACAUAGACGGCGCAGGAUACAAUACAUACAGCUACUCAAAGACUUCAAUGGGAGGUGGUGGAGGAGUACAGGGCCAAUCCACCGCCAGUGCCCUCCAACAGAAGGCCUACAUCCUGCAGGGCCAAUGUCAGGAGUACCUGAGGAAGGCAGAACACUGCCUACAGGCUGGCGGCGACUCUGGGCGUGCCACAGCCGAGGCAGAACGCUUCAUGGCCAUGGCCAAAGAGAACAUAGAGCAGCUGAAGGCAUGUGCUCGGGACCUGAGCCACAUGGGCCAAUCCAACGACAACGUGUUCCGAAGUAUUGAGCUGUUUAGGGACCAGUUAAAGGGAGUCCACAUGGCCGUAUACGGGACCAUGCAGAGGCGGAGCCGGGGGAGCAGGGGGAGUGGUGCAUGGGAGGAAGCUGGGAGGGGCUUCAACGAGGCCAUUGCCUGGAUUGGACAGCAGAAGCGUCUCAUAGAAACCUCUCCCUGGGGAGACGACUCUGCAGCCAUCGAGCAGCAGCUGAUCAGCCACAACAAGUUUCACAGCUCCAUACAGAGAAGUGCAGAGGUGGACAGAGCCAAGGAUGAACUGUUCAAGAAAGGAGACAAGGCCAACCAGCAUGCUCUGGAUCAGGAAUGGGACACGCUGCAGAAAAUGUCUCAUGGCCGUAGCAGCCAGCUGAGAGAGCUGCAGCAAAUCAUUGAGGAGAUCAGCAGAGAAAUCAUGUGGGUGAAUGAGAGAGAGGAGGAGGAGCUGGUAUUUGACUGGGGGGAGAAAAACAUCGACCUCUACAUUCCCAAGAAGCAGGAGAGCUACUCGGUAAGGACUGGUACCCUGGAGGAGAAGGAGAAAGACCUGAAUAAACUGAAGUUGAAAGUGGACAGCCUUCUGAAGAACCAUCACCCUGCCUCUGACAAGAUCGAGGCCUACAUGGACACUCUGCAGACCCAGUGGAGCUGGCUCCUCCAGAUAACCAAGUGUAUUCAUGUCCACCUGAAGGAGAAUGCUGCAUACAGCCAGUUCUUCAAGGAGGCCAAUGAGACGUACAGCAAGCUGCAGAAGGAGCAUGAGAACAUCCGUAGGAAGUUCACCAGCGACAAGAACACACCUCUGGAAAAUCUGCUGGAACUACUCAACGGCCUGGAGAAGGAGAAAGAGUGGAUCUUGGAGAAUAAGAGGCAGGUGCAGCACCUGGUCAACAUGUCCAAAAGCAUCGUGAGGCUGAGACCACGUAACCCUGAGGAAGAGAAGAGCACUAGUCCUGUUAUGGUACAGGCCCUGUGUGACUUCAAACAGGACCAGAAGGUGAUUCUGAAGGGCAAUGAGGGCAUCCUGAAAGACAACUCCCAGCGUAGUAAGUGGCAGGUAACAGGACCAGGAGGACUGGACAUGCUGGUGCCUUCUGUCUGUCUGCUGGUGCCACCACCCAAUUCCCUGGGCAUCAACCUGGCCAACAAGAAUGAACAGUACUAUGAGGCGAUCCUGUCUGUGUGGAACCAGCUCUACAUCAACAUCAAAAGUCUCAUCUCCUGGCAGUACUGUGUCCAGGACAUCACACGCAUCAACUCCCUCACCAUCACCAUGCUGUCCCGUAUGCGUCCUGAGGAGUACCGCAGCAUCCUGAAGGGUCUGGAGACCCACUACUCAGAGUUCAUACACUGUUGCCAUGGCUCUGAGAUGUUCAAGGACGAGGACAAGAGGAGCAUCGAGAGCCAGUACACUGGAGCCCAGGCUCACUACGACCAACUGGUGGUCCAGCUACCUGCUUACACUGCACAACAGACCGCCAACGAAGGGAGGAUCAAGGCAGAGGAGGAGGCCAGGAUUCUGGUGGUCAAUCAAGAGGAGGCAAAGAAGAUAGAGGAGACCAAGAUAGUGGAGGUUAAGCAACAGGAUGUGAAAAAGGGGGUGGUUAAGAAGGUGAAGAAGAAAGUGGUGGUGACGUCACAAAGCCUGACGGAGCUGCACACGCUCAGACAGCGCCUGGAGGAGGCGGAGGCGGGGCUUACCCAGCACAUCCAUAUCUGUCUGGGAGAGGACGGAGCGCACGACUGUGGCCUGAGGAUUAGCCAACUAGAGUCUGUACAGAGGGAUGUGAACUCUAUCCGCGAGGAGUACCAGCGUCUGAAUGAGCAUGUUCUGAAGGAACUAGAGGGCAUGACUGACUCUGACAAGGCCACGUUCUUACGCAGCCAACUCAACCUCAUCAACGAGAGACUGGGCAGUCUGGACGGGUGCUCCACCGCCUACCUUCAGAGGUUGCGGGCUCUAAGGGCCCUCCUGGAGAGUGAAUCCAGGGCUGAGGACAUCAUUAAGGUCCAUGAGGCCAGACUGACAGAGAAGGAGACCACAUCCCUGGAUCCUGCAGAGGUGGAGGACUACAGGUCCACUCUGAAGAGUAUGAGGGCGGAGCUGGAGGGGAAGAGGGACGUCCUGGUCUCCAUGGAGACGGAGCUCGGGAAGGCGGUCCACUGGAACGGCCAGGUGGGCGGAGCCUUCCACAGGUGUGACGUGGACCUGUCCAGAUACAGUGAACAAGUCACCCAGCUGUCUGACCGCUGGAGACGCCUCCAGAGCCAGAUAGACUUCAGACUAAGGGACCUAGAGGGGUACCAGGGGCGACUCCAGCAGUACACCACCACUAGCUCAGUCCUCAGUGAGUGGAUCGGUACUACGCGUCAGAAACAGGACGCCCUGCAGGCCACCAAGAUAGACAGCAUCACAGCCCUGGACGAACACCUCAACCAGCAGAAGGCUCUGAACUCUGAGAUCAAGGUGAAGAGAGAGAGUGUCGACAGUGUUCUGAGAGACACUGACGCCUGUGUGAACUCCAUCAAGGAUUAUGAGCUGGAGUUGGCUUCAUACAGUGCUGGUCUAGAGACUCUACUGAACAUCCCUAUGAAGAGGACCAUGCCACAGUCUCCUUCUACUCAGCUCACAGAGGAGGCUACUCUACUGCAGACCCGUUACAUCGAGCUGCUCACUCUGUCUGGCGACUACUACAAAUACCUGGGAGAACUACACAAGAACAUGGAAGAGCUCAAGAUGCGUAACACCAGGAUCGACCUGUUGGAGGAGGAGCUACGGCUCCUCAAAGAGGAUAUCAGGUACCGCAACACUAAGAACAGUUCUCUGGAGGAGGCGUUAGCUCGCUACCGGCUGGAGCUGUCCCAAUCACAGGAGCAGCUCCACACUGUGGAGGAGGUGAAGAGGAGCAAGGCCCUGCAGUGCAGCGUCACCCAGGACUCCCUGGCUUCCACCCACAGCCAACUGAAGGAGCUGCAGGAGCAGGUGGCCCGCCUCACCUCCCUCAUCGAGGAGGAGAAGAGGAAGAGGAUGCUGGCGGAGGAGCGCUACAGGGAGCAGCAGGAGGAGCACGAGCAGGUGCUGAGGAGGAGGCAGAAGGAGCUGGAGGAGGCCAACUGGGCAAAGAUGGAGGUGGAGAAGAGCGUGGGGGACCGGGAUAGGGAGGCAGAGAGGCUACGGAGGCAGCUGGAGGAGGAGGUGCGACGCUGCAAGGACCUGGAGCAGGAGCUGUCUAAGGUAAGGAGCCAGUGCAGUGUGGAGAUCAGUAACCUAAAGCUCAACUACGAGUCCCAGAUCACCUUCUGCAGGACAGACAUCCAGCACCUGUCUGCCCAGAGGGAGGAGGUGGACCAGGGCAUCAGACUGCAGUGUGACAAGCUAGAGGCCGAGAGGAGAGACCAGGAGGACCAGCUCAGGAGAAUAAAGGUGUGUCUGAGCCAGGCCGAAGAGCAGAGGAGGAGGGCCGAUGAGGAGGCGCAUGCUCAGAGAUCUGUGGUCACAGAGGAGGUGCGAAGGAGGAGGGAGCUGGAGGCUCAGGUGGAGAUGUUAGUUAGGGAGAGAGGGGAGGACAGUAAUCAGUAUAGAGAGGAGGUGUCAGAGCUCACAAAGGCCCUGCAGGAGAGGAGCGGCCAGCAGGCCCUGGAGGAGGAGAGGAUCAGGCUUGAGCUGCUCCUGGGGGAGAUUCAGGCCAAGCAGGCCUCCUACUCCCAGGCUGUCACCCGGCUGAGAGAGGUGGAGGAAGAGCUGGUUAGCAUCAGUACAGAGUUUAAGAAGGAGAAUGGUGAGAAGAAUAAGGCAGAGCAGAGUGUAACCAGGUUACAGGGACACGUCAGGGAGCUGCAGGCCACGGCUGAUAGGCUAGAGGGGGAGGCGGAGGCCCUGAGGAGAACCAACCAGGAGGAGGUGACCAAGAGGAGGCACGUGGAGACAGAGCUCCAGAAAACCACCCACACCAUGCGGGAGUACACCAGCACCAUCGCCACCCUACGCCGGAGCCAGGAGGAGGCCCAAACCACGGUGAGGAGGGGAGAGGAGGAGCACAGGAAGCUCCAAGUGGAGCUGGAGAGUAGGUUGAAGGAGUUCAAGGCCUCCACUGAGCGCCUGACAUCCCUGAGCUCGGAGCUGAAGUCUCUCCAACAACAGCUCCUCCAAGAGCGGGCUAAAGUCCGCGAGGCAAACAUGCGCAAUGAAACACUCUACAAGACCAUCGAGGAAAAGAGCCUGGCACUCAACGAGACCUCUGUAGAACAGGAGAGACUCCAGACCCUGACCCAGACACUGACCAAGGAGCGACUGCGGCUCGAGGAGGAGCUGAGGGGAGUGAAGCACGAGAGAGAAGAGUUGCUGAGAACCAGGCAGGGGGCUGAUGACGAGCUGGUGUCCCAGAACACUGCUCUGGAGCUGCAGCUAAAGAGCAGCUUGAGAAGCAGCGUGGAGACCCAGAUCCUCGUGGCAGAGCUCUCUUCAGAGAGGGAGAAACUCAGGAUGGAGAUAGAUCAAGUCCAGAGGCAGGCCAUGGAGACCUCCUCUCUGAUCCAGUCCACCAAGACCCAGUACAGUGAGAUGGUGGUGGAGAGAGAUGCUCUUCUGCUAAAGCUGAAACAGACAGACCAGGACAGGGCCAGGUCCCAGAAGCUGGAGGAAGAACUAAACCGCAUCAAACUCUCUCUGGAGUCCGAGUUACGCCUCAAAGUGCGUCUGCAGGAGGAGAACGAGAAGGUCAAGAAUGACUUCCUGUACUGGAAGGGCCAGUACGAGUCCAAGGAUGGUGCAGUGAGGCAGUUCGACUCCGUGAAGGAGAAACUGGAGAGGGAGAGGAGCUCUCUUGAGACUGAGAUUGAGCGGCUGAUGAGAGAGCUGAGGGAGGGGGAGGACAGGUAUAAGAGCAGGCUGCUGAUCACGCAGACCCAACUCUCUGAAUUGACCUCUGUCAGAGACACCCUGGAGGCAGAUUUGAGGAAACUCCAGGAGCGGCAUAACGCCUGUGCAAAACACACCCAGACGGACGAGAACGGGAAGAAAGACCUGGACCCCGCCACACUGAUUUUCGACAGUGUCCGUAAGACAGUGACAGCCAAGCAGCUGCUAGAUUGUGGGGUCAUCGACAAGUCAACCUAUGGCCAGUUGUUGAAGGGUCAGAAGACGGUCCGUGAGGUAUCUGUGGACAUCAAACUGAACCUGAAAGGGACCGGCAUCAUUGCUGGUGUUGCUGGAGACUGUCAGGAUAAAAUGACUCUCACAGAGGCCAAGAGGGCCAACAUCCUCUCUGAAGACAGCGCCAUCUUGCUGCUGGAGGCACAAGCUGCCACAGGCCACAUAGUGGAUCCCAGAGCCAACGAGAAGAUGUCGGUGGAGGAGGCAAUUAAGAGAGGAGUGGUAGAUGAGGAGGAUAGAGAGAGGUUGCUGGCUGCAGAGGCCGCCUGUCUGGGGUACCGCGACCCCAAUACUACCAAGCCCCUGUCAGCAGGCCAGGCUAUGAGGAAGGGCCUGAUCAAUAGAGACACAGCUCUACGGAUGCUGCAAGCCCAGGAGUCUGUUGGGGGCAUCAUAGACCCUGUCCUCAGUGUCUUCCUCCCUAAAGAUGCAGCCAUGGACCGGGACCUGAUUGACGAGGACCUGUACAGGGCCUUAAACCAACGACCUGAGUGUUACCUGGACCCAGACACCCAGAUGGGAACCAGCUACGUCUCCCUAAAGAGGAGAUGCAAGUCCGAACCCACCACUGGUCUCCUGCUCCUCCCUGCCCCAGAGAAGCCCAUGAUGGUGAAGGGUCUCAGGGGAGAGGUGUCUAUCAAGGAUCUGAUGGAUGCUAACCUCUUGGAGAAAUCAGACAUGGACCAACUGAAGGAUGGAAAACUGACCAGCCAGGACAUCGAGGACAAGUUGAGGUCGUACCUCCGAGGCUCCACCUGCAUCGCAGGGGUCUAUGACGAGGCCAACCACAAGACCCUAUCCAUUUACCAGGCCAUGAAGGAAGGGUUACUGAGGCCCGGCACAACCCUGGAGCUCCUCGAAGCCCAGGCUGCCUCGGGAUUCAUGAUCGAUCCCAUCAACAACCUCUGUCUGACCGUGGCCGAUGCCUACAAGAGCGGCCUGGCUGGGCCAGAGUUCAAAGACAAACUCUUGUCUGCAGAGAGGGCCGUCACCGGGUACAAAGACCCAGGCACAGACAAGAUCAUCUCUUUGUUCCAAGCCAUAGAGAAGGGGCUGAUGGAGAAGGGACAUGGGAUCCGUCUACUAGAGGCUCAGAUUGCCAGCGGUGGCAUCAUCGACCCCAGGCACAGCCACCGCAUCGAGGUGGAGACUGCCUAUAAGAAGGGCUACUUCGGCAAGGAGAUGAACCAGAUCCUGACAGACGAAGCGGAUGUCUCCAAGGGCUUUUUCGAUCCCAACAACCAGGACAACCUGACUUAUCUCCAGCUAAAGAAACGCUGCAUCAUAGACCAGAAGACUGGCCUGGUUCUCCUGCCCAUCAAGGACAAGAAAAAGGAGCCUCCACAGACAACGACGCAGAAGAAUACUCUGAGGAAGAGGAGGGUGGUGAUCGUAGACCCAGACACCAAUAAGGAGAUGAGUGUGAAGGAAGCAUACGACAAGGGGCUCAUCGACUACGAGACCUUCCUGGAGCUGUCGCAGCAGGAGUGUGAGUGGGAGGAGAUUACGAUCACAGCCCAGGAUGGAUCCUCGCGGUUGGUCAUCAUCGACAGGAAGACUGAGAUCCAGUAUGACAUCAGAGAGCUGCUAGAGAAGAAGGUGAUUGACCAAUCAGUGUACGACCAGUACCAAUCCCAGAAAAUCACUCUCGCACAGUUUGCUAAAAUCAUCACCAACAAGACCAACUCCACCAGAUCCUCCUCCUCAACAUCCUCAUCCAAAGCCAGAGCAUCAGCAACAUCAGCAUCCUCCCUGUCUUCAUCCAGCACCACCUCUCACUCCCUGAAGAACAUUGCCAGCAUCUCGGUCUCCCUGGCUGGCCCUGCUGAAGCUGUGGUCUUGGAUGGGGAGCGAAGCCCUGUGGGCGCCAUCUUUGACAUGGAGGCCCUAGAGAAGAUCUCCAUCUCUGAGGCCCACAAACGUGGCCUGGUGGACAGCAUCUCUGCCCAGAGACUACUGGAGGCCCAGGCUUGCACAGGAGGCAUUGUAAACCCUUCCGAUGGCAAGCGCCUGUCCAUCCAGGAGGCCUCCCGCCAGGGGAUCAUCGAGAGUGACAUGGCUACCAGGCUGAAGCCCGCCCAGAAGGCCUACAUUGGGUUUGAAGACGUCAAGUGUAAACGCAAGAUGUCCGCCGCCGAGGCCAUGAGGGAGAAGUGGCUUCCCUACGAGGCGGGCCACCGCUUCCUGGAGUUCCAGUUUGUCACUGGAGGCCUGUACGACCCGGAGCUGGGCCGCAGGAGAACCAUCGAGGAAGCUCUCAACGUGGGCUGGCUGGACGGGAGGGCAGCCCAGAAGCUCCAGGACAUGAGGCACCACGCCAAGAACCUAACCUGUCCCAAGACAAAGCUGAAGAUCUCUUAUAAAGAAGCGUUGGAUAACUGCUUGUUGGAGGAGAAUACGGGAGUCAAGAUGCUCCAGGCUGCCUCCACCUCCUCCAGAGGGAUCAGUAGUCCGUACAACUUCUCUUCGGCUCCCGGGUCCACCUCGGGCUCCAGGACCGGGUCGAGGACAGGCUCGCGGAGAGGCAGCGUGGACCUGGGGUCGCCUAGCUCCUCCAGCCGAUACAGCGUCAUAAGCAGCUCCACCUACAGCCGCACCUCCUUCAGUUCUAGCUCCAUUUCAUAGGGGAAAGAGGGAAAACUAUUCAUUAAUUCAUUAACUUAGUUGUCUUACACUUUGCAUACUUUUAGUUUUUGUUUUGACAUAUUACCUUUUGCUUUACUUAUGUAAGGAAAACCUGCUUAUUGGUCAGUUAGAAAUGUGCCUGUCCUAGAUAGAGGUACCAUCACAUGUUUUUUUUUUUCUGUUUAAAGUGGUAAAAGAUGGAUAAGAAUGGAAAAACACAUUUGUAGGUGUUUGAAUUGAAGUCAAAUUUUAUGUAUACUGAACAAAAAUAUAAAAUGCAAC